AUGCCGAAGAACAAGCUUGGUGGAAACAAAGCCAAGCGUGCGAAGGCCAGCACUGAGAACAACAAGAAAGAGCUGGAGUUCAAGGAGGAUGGACAGGAGUAUGGCCAGAUCACCCGCAUGCUGGGGAAUGGCCGAUGCGAUGUGCAGUGCGUAGACGGUGUGAAGCGGUUGUGCCACAUUCGUGGCAAGAUGAGGAAGAAGGUGUGGUGCAACCAGGGCGACAUCGUCCUGGUUUCCCUUCGCGACUUUCAGGACGAGAAGGGCGACAUCAUCACCAAGUACACGGCCGAGGAGGCACGCAGCUUGAAGAACUACGGCGAACUGCCGGAGAACGUGAAAAUCAAUGAGACCGACAUCGGUGAUGGUGAUGAUAGCGAAGACGGCGUCGAGUUCGAUGAGGCGGCUGGCGUUGACGUGGACAACAUCUGA
Symbiodinium natans is the source of this 429-nucleotide messenger RNA. The record is from the annotation of a GenBank genome assembly. Lineage: Eukaryota; Dinophyceae; Suessiales; Symbiodiniaceae.